Vanessa tameamea is the source of this 1643-nucleotide messenger RNA. RefSeq names its product UDP-galactose transporter senju (gene senju). Gene Ontology annotation, biological process: pyrimidine nucleotide-sugar transmembrane transport. NCBI's taxonomy places the organism in Eukaryota, Metazoa, Arthropoda, Insecta, Lepidoptera, Nymphalidae. Gene Ontology annotation, cellular component: Golgi membrane. Gene Ontology annotation, molecular function: UDP-galactose transmembrane transporter activity. The record is from RefSeq and is a predicted model, not a curated record. Bases 297 to 1325 code for a protein of 342 amino acids. The transcript is spliced from 4 exons.
GACUAGACAUUGACAACUUAUAGUUGUUAAUGACAAUACAAGAAGUCAAAACAAUUCAUAAAAACAAUCAAUACAUAAUACUUUUAACACGGCCCCACUACAAAAAGUGUAUACGAAAUUAAAAAUAAGACCGUAAAAAGGGAAAAAUAAUACCAAUAGUAUUUAGUACUAAGAACGAUGUUUUUUUAUUUUGAAGUGUAAGGUUUAAGUUUUAAAUUCUGAUCAAGUACGGGUGGUGUUAAAUUAACGACAAUAUUACAUUUUAAAAUAUCUAGUUUCUAUUGACGUUCGAAAAAAUGCAUUGGUAUAAAUUAUUUCCUAAUAAAGAAGCCUUUAUCGUUUUUCUCUUAUAUAUUAUUUUAUUUGUAUUCCAAGGUGUUUUCAUAACAGCAUCAAAAACUGAGAAUGGAAUUUAUGACUACAAUACAACACUUGUUGUAUUCUUAUCAGAAUUCUUAAAGCUUAACAUUUCAGCUGUCUUAUAUACAUUAAAGAAAGGGAACAAACCAAACAUUUUUAAAGCUGUAUUUAAAAAUUAUAGCUUACUUUUAUACUACUUUAUACCAUCACUUUUAUAUUGUUUCUACAAUAACUUGGCAUUUAUAAACUUAUCUCAUUAUGAUCCAACAUCCUACUAUGUUCUCCUGCAAUUCAGAGUAGUAAUAACAGCAUUAAUAUUUCAGUUUUUAUUUCGCAAGAAACUUACCUUCAUGCAAUGGAUUUCUUUGGGUAUUCUAACUUUUGGAUGCAUGAUAAAAAAUUUCGACUCUGCCACAGUACAGUCAACGGAAGAAUCAGAUAUUUGGUCUAACAUAUUUAAUAUAUAUUUCUUGUCAAUUAACUUUCAAAACUUUUGUUCUUGCUUGGCAGGCACAUACAAUGAGUACCUCCUUAAAACCAAAGGUUCUAAUGUGGAUAUUUUUUUACAAAAUGUGUUCAUGUAUUUAGAUUCUGUUAUAUGUAAUUUCUUUGUUCUUAUGUGUAAAGGUGAAUUAGGCACAAUAUUUAAAGAUUUUGAAUCUUUAAAUGAUGUAUUUGUAAUACUUAUUACAGUAAAUAGUGCAAUAGUAGGUAUAGUGACUAGCUUUUUUUUGAAGAAUUUAAAUUCAAUUUUAAAAACAUAUGCCAGUGCUCUUGAGCUUGUCAUCACAGCUUUGGUUUGUUAUAUACUCUUUAAUAUAAUUAUAACAUGGUAUACUGUGACAUCUAUAUGCUUAGUAAGUAUUGCAGUGGCCAUGUACUUAAAAAAUCCUGUGAAUAAUGCUAAUACUAACCACGAUGACUCAAAAGAUAAAAAACCACUUUUAGAAGUAGUAAGUAAUUAAUAAACUAUUAACUGAAUACAUUUAUUUCUUGUUGCAUAACAUCAAAGCAAUAGGUAUGUAGAGUCUGCAAUAUUUGUAAAAAAAAUAAUUAAAUGUUACCAUUCUCGAAUAUGUAGUAUAAGGGUAUAAUAAUAGACAUAAACAAUAUCAUUGUUCCUUAAUAUUAAAGGCAGGUCACAUCUUUAGAAUAUAAGAUAUAAUUUAGAGCAUUUUUGGAAUUCUUUUGUGAUAUUUUUUUAGGGAUAUAACAAUUCAAAUCUCAUAUGGUCUUCAAAAUCAUACAUCAGCCUCCAUAAAGAUCUUUGUACUAUUAUUAUG